This is a messenger RNA of Colletotrichum graminicola M1.001, 501 nucleotides long. RefSeq lists its product as uncharacterized. The coding region runs from base 1 to 501 and encodes 166 amino acids. The transcript is spliced from 2 exons. NCBI's taxonomy places the organism in Eukaryota, Fungi, Ascomycota, Sordariomycetes, Glomerellales, Glomerellaceae. The record is from RefSeq and is a predicted model, not a curated record.
AUGGAUCGCCUCGCCGCUACGGAAGGCGUCGAGCCGCACGACAGCUACUCCCGGAUGGAGCCGUUCUCCGCCAGCGAGACGGCGAUCGAGCGGGACCUCCGGCUCCGGAUACGGGACUUUUACCGAACCAGCGACCGGCGCGACCAGGACGAGCGCUGGCUCGAUUUCUACACCCCCGGCGCGAGGGCCAAGGUCGGGGCUCAGGAGGGCGAGACGCGUGAAAACAUCCGGCAACUACGCACGGCGAUGUGGAGCACCGUGUCGGCCAGGAAGCACUGGCUCACAAGCGUGGUCGGCUCAGCUACCGAGAAGGGGGUGCACGUCAUGUUGAGGGGGGGAGUAAGGCGCAAGGGGCUGGACGGGAGCGAGGACGUGUUCAGCUGGGCAGGUAGCGCAGAGUGGGUGAGGCAGGACGGGGAAUGGCGGAUGGAUGCAUAUCGAGUCUGGCUCGACCCGUGGACUGAGAUCGAGGGCGAGCUGCCUGCUGUGUCGCACUUCUGA